Molecule: messenger RNA, 858 nt
Organism: Letharia columbiana
Lineage: Eukaryota; Fungi; Ascomycota; Lecanoromycetes; Lecanorales; Parmeliaceae
Exons: 1
Coding region: 1-858 (285 amino acids)
Source: RefSeq, a predicted model, not a curated record
AUGAUUAAUCCAUCGACGGGACUUGAAGCGGACAUCGUCAAUGCUACCAUUAUGCCUUUCCUAGAUCUAGCCCGACUUCAGCCCGGAUUGUCUGUCUUGGAUUUGGGCUGCGGCAGCUGUGAAGUGGCCGUAAGGGUAAAGAUUUUCUUAGGCGGCAGCCAUGGGUUGAUUGUUGGGAUCCUUGAAUCCCACGACACGAUGCAGCAGGCUCGGUGUUCGCUGAAAACGUUUGGAUACGCGAAUGCUAUUACUCUCUACCACGGCGAUCCUAUACAUCUGAACAACAUUCCUGGCUUUGAUCGCACCUCUUCAGAUUCAAAUCGCCCCUUUUUUGAUGUCAUCUUCGCACGAAACCUUCUCUCUAAUGUGUCACCCUUUGAGAGGGAGGAAGUGCUCCGGCAUUGGGCUAACUAUAAGGCCCCAGGCUCAGGCCGUCUGAUGGUGUCUAUGUCAAUGGAGGUUCAUGGUUCAUUCGAAAUCGCUAGGUCUGUCAUUGUUGACGAGGACGGGGGGAUCACGUCGAGGUAUCAUUGUAUGAUUGAGAGCGAAUGGGAACACGGUGAGGAAGCAUUUCGAACCCUGGCGCUAAGUGCAGGUCUACACCUGAGUCAAGUGCAACGGGUUGGUUUCAGUGCUGAAGACUCUGAACAAUGGGAAGAGAUUGGUGCUGACCUAGAUGACAUGCUCAGCUUAAGCACUCAGAGCUUCGAGGACAGGGGCGGCUACGAUCUUAUGAGUCAAAUGCAGAUGGAAGUUUCUCAAGGCUAUUCAAAGCAGACUUCAGGGAACAGGCUGUGCAGGAAAUGCGGGAUCGGUUGGAAGUCUCGGAGAGGGUGGACAGGAUGGGACUGUGUUUAG